Molecule: messenger RNA, 1779 nt
Organism: Naegleria lovaniensis
Lineage: Eukaryota; Heterolobosea; Eutetramitea; Acrasida; Naegleriidae
Exons: 1
Coding region: 1-1779 (592 amino acids)
Cellular component (GO): Cdc73/Paf1 complex
Molecular function (GO): RNA polymerase II C-terminal domain phosphoserine binding; DNA binding
Source: RefSeq, a predicted model, not a curated record
AUGUCCAAACGAAAUCGCCAGCAAAAACGCAACAUCAGUGAUGAAGAAAGCGAUGAAGAUUACUCCCCUCAAGAGUCUUCCGAAGGCGAAGACAACAACAACAAAAAGCAAAAAUCAUCAACACAUGCAAUAGAUCCAUCAUCUUAUUACGUACGGGAAGAAGACUUGGAUGAUGAAUAUGAUUCAGAUUACUACAAAGAUGAAGAAGAUAGAGCCUAUCUUGACUCACUCUCUGAAUUACAACGUGAAAAGAUCCUAUCCGAACGUUACGAAGAGCGUAACGAGAAGAGAAAACGAAAAGAGAUUUUGAGAAAACAAGGUCGAUUGAUAGAACGCGGAAAGAAGAUGCCAACAACAGUCCCAACAUCUGCGAGUGGUAGUGUUACAUCAUCAACAACAACAACAACAACAACCAACAAGUCAUCGUCUGUGAGCAAUAGUAGUAACUCCUCCUCACGUAAAAAGUCCUAUCAUGAUCCUGAAUUAGAUUUAGAAUUAGACGAAGAAGAAGAUGAGCCUAAUAAGAGUACCAAAUCCAAACGUUCCACUUCUACAGCAAAACGGGUGCGAAAGAGAUCAUCGAAACAAGCCUCUACAUCCGAUGAUGAUAAUUAUUCGGACAAUGAAAUGUCAAGACAAUCAUCACGAAAACAACGAGAUGAAGCAGAUCGUUCUGAUGAUGAUGAAGGUGAUACUCGUAUGAGAGAAUCCUAUGAUGAAGAAGAAAAUGAAGAAGAAGAAGAGGAAGAUAUUUAUGAAUCCACUCUUUGUAAAAUCACCAAAGAAGACUUGGAAAAGAUUCUCAUCCGAAGAUCUGCUCUUGAAAAAGAAUUUAAAGAGCCUUACUUUGCAGAAAGUGUUGAAAAGGCAUUCGUUAGGGUUCUUGUUGGAUUUAAUGAACGUGCAAAGAAAAAGACUUAUCGUCUCUGUCAAAUUGUUCAAGUACAAGACAUGAGCAAAGAUUAUCCAUUUGGAGUGAAUAAUGCAGACAAGACCAAAAAAGGGUUGUUAUUACAAUUCGGUGUACAAAAAAGAACAUGGCAAAUGAGCGCAAUUAGUGAUAGUAAGGAAAUUGAAGAAAAUGAAUAUCGAGCAUGGAAGAGUGAAAUGGAAAAGGUUGGAGAGAAAUUCCCAACUCUAAAAUUUAUUGAACACAAAAUUCAACAAUGGAAGAAUUUGAAAGAAUACAAAUACACGGAUAAGGAAAUUGAAACCAUGUUGAAAGAAAAGAAAAUAUUGAAAGGAGGAUUAAUUGUAAAGAACAAACAAUCGAUUACUAGAGAAAUUAGUCAUGUAAAAACUAAGAUUAAGGAAAUUAUGGAUGAAUUGUAUUUGAGAAGUUUAGGAAAAUCAAAGCAACAUUCAUCCAUGACGAGUGAUGAAGAGAAUGAAGAAAAUGAAGAGGAUGGUCGUUCAGAGAGACAAUCCGAUGAAUCUCUUAUCAAUGAAAAGGCUAAAUAUGAAGAAGAGUUGAAAAAGUUAGAGGCUGAAUAUUCGAAAAUUGAUUUUCUUUCUCCAACUGCUCAGAAAUUGGGUAAAAUUAAUGUCAAGAAUCGAGCAAUGGAUCAAGCAGCACAUGAACACCGAAAAAAGAAUCAAACAUUGGGUUCGAAUGCUGCAUCGAGUAAUCAGGGAGCAGGUCAAUUAGAUCCCUUCUCUCGUAGAAAAACAAAUUCAUCCUUCUUUGUGUUGGCUAGUGAAAGUCCAAAAGAAGAGCAACAGAAAAAGGAACACAAACAGCAAAGAAAGAAAAUGAAUCCACAAAGAGCUCGAAUGUGA